CGUUGCCAUGGAGGAGCCGCGGGCGGCGGCCCUGAGCGGCGCCGACAGGGAGAAGCUGCGGGAGAAGCUGGCGCUGCUGAGGCGGGAGUACAGCGAGACCGUCAUCCGGCUGCGGCGGGCGCGGCGAGCCGAGCGAGCCAGGAGCCACGGCCGGCGGGAGCGGAGCCCCCCAGGUCUCCAGUGCUCUGAUCCCGACUGUUCUAAAGAUAAUGCAUCUCCUAGUGCUGACAGAGGUGGACUCCCUCAGUUACAGACUAAAACCUGCUCUGAUGUUGACACGGAGGAGGCAACAUCUGUCGCAUUUAAACACAUUGCAGAAUUCUCCAGUGAUGAUGUUAGCCUGCAGGACAGUUCACGGGCAGAAAGUGUUCAGGCAAACCAGGAAAACCUGUGCUAUGGGAUCAUUAGGCCUGUCCUUGAGGAGAAAACAUCCCAAACCUCCAGAGGCAUGAUGAAGCUGAGGAGACGGACAAAGGCUCUGGAAUCAAAGGAAAGGAAAUCAGUGGGUGAUGGGCAUGUAAUCAGCACUGAUGAAACAGUGAAAAAUCAAACUGCCAGUGCAGAGGAGCUUCAGUCACCAGUGUUCAGGCACAGCACCCUCUCUCACACUGAGGAACAUCCUGAAAGGGCAUCUAGGCCAGCUCUUGCGAAGGGAGAAGGAAACAGUUUCGCUCCUUGUGAAUUUGAAGCCACAUCCAGAGUUGUACAGGAGGUGUUUGAGGACAGUGUCACUGCAGGAGAGCCUGAGCUGUCCCCACAUGAGGUCAGGGACAGCAGUGCCAUCGAGCAGCUCAAGUGCCCGCAGGCUGUGACCAUACCUGGCAGCCGUGAGCCAUGUUCACAGGACAGAGACUCUGUUUUACUCAACACCAGAGGUGAUGGAGGAGAAGAAUCCCCCAGUGUAAUAAAACAACUGGAUGGUAAGGUUUUGCAUGAAGAUCAGGGAGAAUUAUGUGGGCUCCUGGAUUUAAUGUCAGAAAAUGAAGUAUUGCCUGAGGACGGAAAUAACACUGUAACCAAGGAAAGCAAAAGCCAUGAAGGAAACGAAAGUGGCGCUGAUACCUUAAAUCCCUGUCCUGCAGAUCGUGCUCUGGGCAGUGCUCAAGAACUGUCGGAGAAUCGACAGCUUGGAAUCCAGUCAAGACUUUUUCCUCCCAAAGAGGCGAUGGCUCCCGAGGGCGCGCUGAGCUCUUGCACAGUGGUGGAGGGGCUGCUCUUCCCUGUCGAGUACUACGUCAGGACAACUCGCCGCAUGUCCAGCUGCCAGAGGAAGGUGGACCUGGAUGCUGUAAUCCUCAGCCAGCUGGGCAGGAGCAAGAAAGGUCAGCGGAGUAAGUGCAUGCAGAAAGAUGCAAACUCAGAUCAGCCCUCCCAAGAGAGAGCUGAGGGGGAUUUAGAGUCAGGGCUCGUGCCGUUCCCUUUUCUUGGGGUAGAAAAGGAUCAAGCAAACUCAAGUAGUUCUGAGAAAUCUCUUCCUGUGUCCAGCAGCAGCAGCACUUCACUUGGAUCCAUUUCUCAGAAAAGCAUCAUUAGCACAAGGCAAGAGCAGAGUCGAUCCCAGAGGAACCGGAAGGGAAGAAGAAGGUCUACCUGCAAAGCCCCUGUGCAUCCAGUGUCACAGGAGCUUAUGGAGAGUGUGGAUCUCACAACAGCCAGGGAAACAAGUGCUCUGCUGCCAAGUGAGAGCCAGAGUGAAAAGGAAAACUGUGAUGCUAACCUUGGAAAGUCAUCCUCAGAUGAGAGCAAGUCUGAUGCUGCAGCAUUGAAGUCUGGAGAGACAGGAGUGACUGAAGCUGCACAGCCAGCGGGUCCUGAUCCUCCUCAGGGAGGGAGCCAAGUGCCAGGCAAAUGCUGUGAAACUCUGUUAGAGCAGGUUCAAAACCCACUUCAGAGCAGCGCUGCCAUGAGCACGGGGAACGAAACUUUUGCCAGGCACAUGGGAGAUCUGGAUGCCAACUCGCCUGUGUGUCAGGCUGAUAAACAUCCAGUGGCGAGCGUGAGGAGCCGGCGAGGAGCCAGCGGGGUGGAGCAGCUCCCUGGGAUCAGUGUCCCCCUGCGCCGCUCCCUGCGCUGCUCGGCGAGACACAGGACCCUGCAGGGCUCAGCAGGUGGCAGCAGCAGAGAACGCAGCUGUCCCGUGGGCUCAGAGGGUCCUGCUGCUCUCAGCCUCCCUGCUGCAGACCCUGACACUCGCUGCUCCCUCUUCUCCUUCCGCAGCCCCCAGUGGCUGCUCCCCAGACUGGGCAUCAGGGACUUCCACUUACCAAACGAGGAAUUUGGAGUACUGAAACUGGAGAAAUUGAAAUCUUCCCCUGUGAAUGACUUGGAGGAUUUUGUUCCGGGUGUGUCUGGGGAUGGGGUGGCCCCACAGGACACACCAAGUGCGCAAAUGAAUCCAGAAGAAAACAGUCUCAGAAGUAAUUUGAUUUCACCUUCCAAAUCCGGAUUGCCCAAGCUCCUUCACGUGGAAAGCCCGGCUUCCAAGAAGGAGCUUUCCACCCAUGAGUUGCUGUUUACUCCCAUGGGGACUGUCUCAGCUGGGGCUCCCACCCAGCCUGAGUCUCAGAUUUCCUCCUCUGUUUUCCCUGCCGUGGGUGCAACCCCAGGUGUUUUACCUUCAGUGCACAGUGAGGUCUUCCCAUGCCCGCCUUCUGUGCCCACCUCGCAAGGGACCCUGCCUUCCUGCAGAGGAGCUGCCCAGGUCCUGGGGGAUGGGGCACACAAGGACCCUGCCGUGCCACUGCUCCCGGACAGCUGUGGUGCAGAGGCUGCCACAAAUGGGGAGGAACGAGGUACAAUGUUUCCUUUAGCAGAUGAAAGAGGUACUGAGAAUAAAUCUGAUCAGGCUGUGGCCUUGGAUGAGCAUCAGCAGUCAGAGAGCAAAGAGCAGGGAUCCUGCAGAGCUUCUCCUGAACAGAAAAAUGAUGGAGCAGAACAGUUGACUCCAGUGCUGCCAGAUGGCCCCAAAGAAGAGAACUUGCAGCUUGUGUCAGAGCUAAAGGAUUCCUCGGGUUCCUGUGCUGUGGAUGUGAGCACAGUGUGGUGGGAAGCAGCUGGCUGCAGGGAGCUGCGUGUGAUCACUGCUUCCGAGAGCUCUGUGUCCCUGUGGGAACCUCUGGCACCCAACCACUGGGGAAAGGUCUGCACCUGGCAGCUGGGAGAGAUUCCUGUAAUCCAGAUCGUUCCUCUGCCGGACACCUGUAACCUCGUGUGUGUAGCACUGGGAGAGCUGGAGAUUGGAGAAAUAAGGACCUUGCUUUAUUCUUCUGAGACUGACUUGUUCAAGCACUCCCUGGUGAAAUCUGGAAAUAUAAAAGCAGUUGUUGGGCUAAAGGACCAGAGGGUAGUGAGCAGCAUCAGGACCCUGCAGGAGCAGCAAGUGGAGAUGGUGUGGCUCUCAGGGACAGGAGGGAGCAAGGACAGGCAGACCCUGAUGCCCCCUGAAGAAACUGUUACAGCCUUUGCUGAAGUAGAAGGGAUGAGAGAGGCCUUGGUGGGCACCACUGCAGCCAACAGCGUCGUGGAAUCUGAAAACGGGCCAGCUCCUGAGGAAGAUGCACGUUGGUUAUUCCUACCCAGCUUCCAUCUGCCAUCGAGCGUAUUCCGACUCUGGCCUUCUGUUUGUUGUUUUAAGCCAUCCACAUGCCAAAGAGAGCGAGUCCUGUGGAAACCCAGCGUUCCGCGUGGUGGCCUUCAACCCCAGCACAGGCAGGAGCCGGGGGGUGAUGUUCUCCUCCCUCCCGCCCAGCCCUGCGGGGAGGCAAGUGCUGGGGGCUGGGGCUGUUCUGGCCCUUCCAGGGGCUGUGGGAGGACCCUGAGAGUGCAGCAGCGCUGGCAGGGAUCCCGUUGCCGUCUCCCCAGCGAUAAGGGGCUGCAUCCGGCGCUGCCGCGUGUCCGGUGCACGGCUGGCAGGGCUGGGGGUGUGGGUGGGCCUCUUCCUGCUGUGCCCUGACCCUCGCCCCAGCACUGGGGCUGGGGGUCUGUGUCCCUGGGCUCCUCAGGCAAGCCCGUGGUGCUGCCUGCAGCAGUGGCACUCUUGGCUGCUGGAGAGCCCCAGGCCAGGUUGGUUUGUGUGGAGCAGUGCUGCAGGCAGAUGGCCUUUUCCUUCCUGUGCCCUGUGUUUUGAAGCGUCAGCAGGUUCAGCCUUGGCUAUAAGGCUCAGCCUUGCAGUGUUCCUUGCACAGGAAAUGUGAUGGAUGUAUGGGAGUAGCAGUGGAUCAAGAUCUUGCUUACUGAACAGGCAUGGAAUCACAAAUUGGUUUGGGUGGGAAGGGACCUUAAAGAUCGUCCAGUUCCACCCCCUGCCAUGGGCAGGGACACCUUCCAUUAGACCAGGUUGCUCCAAGCCCUGUCCAGCCUGGCCUUGAACACUUACAGGGAUGGGGCUUUCUUUACAGAGUUGGUUUUAAGAGUACCUUUUUUUAAGAGUCCACCUUUUUCAAGUAUGUUCUGAGUCUCAAGGAGUAUUUUCUUGACCUCCUCCCUUCUUGCUGUGCUGGAGGCACAGCCCGGACUGUAGCCUGACUGCAGUUGGGCAUUAAUCUGUACCUGAACCCCAAGCUAAGGGAACAAACCCUGCAGUGUGUGGUGUUUUUGCAGAGCUCCUCCUGCCGUGUGCUGACCCCCCUUGUCCCUGCAGGUACCUGGAGGGUGACGUGUGGGGCACGGCGGGAGCGGCUGUGCUGACGUCGGGCGCGGUGGCCGUGUGGGACCUGCUGCGGGGCUGCUGCACGGCGG
Molecule: messenger RNA, 4737 nt
Organism: Myiozetetes cayanensis
Lineage: Eukaryota; Metazoa; Chordata; Aves; Passeriformes; Tyrannidae
Gene: PALB2
Product: partner and localizer of BRCA2
Exons: 13
Coding region: 8-3952 (1314 amino acids)
Biological process (GO): double-strand break repair via homologous recombination
Cellular component (GO): nucleoplasm
Molecular function (GO): protein binding; DNA binding
Source: RefSeq, a predicted model, not a curated record